Molecule: messenger RNA, 732 nt
Organism: Baudoinia panamericana UAMH 10762
Lineage: Eukaryota; Fungi; Ascomycota; Dothideomycetes; Mycosphaerellales; Teratosphaeriaceae
Exons: 1
Coding region: 139-606 (155 amino acids)
Source: RefSeq, a predicted model, not a curated record
UGCUUCACGUAUAAAAGGCGCCGCAGCACGCAUAGAGCCAACAGGAACAGAAGAUGACAUAGUAGGUUCAUCAAUUUCUGUAUUCCACCUCCAUCAAGACUUUUCGUGGUACACGCAUUCCGAGCGACGGCCACCAUCAUGGUGGCGAUUCAACUUGCCAUCCUGCUGAUUGUCUGUAUCGCUUACCGCUUCGUGUCUGCCCAUGUUCGAGAACGCCGCUUCCGGGCCUUCGAGGCCCAGCAUGGCUGCGAAUCUGCUACAGAUCUUACUGUUCCUUGGUAUGGAAGGGUGCAACAUCUUCAACGGAUGAUGAAGGCGGGCCAGAACAAGGAAGACCUUCUGGACGAUAUCAUAGCAGAACGCUUCAAUAGGGCGUAUACUCACCAGGCUCGUGGUUUUGAUGGAUCACUGAACAUGGGAACCAUCGACCCGGCGAACAUCCAGGCAAUGCUGGCGACACAGUUCAAGGAUUUUGAGACAGGCCAGCGACGAUAUCAGACACUCGCUCCUGUCAUCGGCAAGAGCAUCUUCUCAAGCGAUGGUGCUUUCUGUAUGUUACAAAGUCUGAGAAUCAUCCUUGCCGUUCGGUCCGCUAACCCGUCAUAAAGGGGAACACUCGAGGGCGCUGUUUAGGCCUUCGUUCUCUCGGGAAAACAUUAACAACCUCCAAGUCACAGACGAGGCCGCGGCGCUACUUAUCGAAGCGAUUGGACCCGCGAAGGCAGACGGCUG